Messenger RNA from Akanthomyces muscarius, 816 nucleotides. RefSeq lists its product as uncharacterized. The record is from RefSeq and is a predicted model, not a curated record. Bases 1 to 816 code for a protein of 271 amino acids. NCBI's taxonomy places the organism in Eukaryota, Fungi, Ascomycota, Sordariomycetes, Hypocreales, Cordycipitaceae. The transcript is spliced from 2 exons. Gene Ontology annotation, cellular component: cytoplasm; membrane; mitochondrion.
AUGCGCUCCCAUCUGAUGAAGGCGCCACUACGGCAGCGCCUGGCGCCGCCGCGACGCAACGUACAGCACCAGUUGAGGGCAUACUCGUCAACUCCGCCCAAGCCCCCCGUCAAGGCGCCGCAAUCGAGCACGAGCACAGCAGCCGCAAGCGCGGGCGCCGACGCAGCAGCCAAGGGCGCCGCGCCGACCUCGAUAUGGAUGCGUAUGGGACCUCUGACCCAGGUCGCUUCCGCCUUUGGGCGCGCUCAGAAGAAGCGGCCAUACGUUGUGCAGACCGUGAGCGCAAUGGUCAUUUUCAUAGCCGCCGACGUCAGUGCUCAAAAUAUCAGCGGCUCUGAAUACGACCCUGUCCGCACCACGCGGACUACAUUCAUCGGUGCUCUUUUUGCCAUUCCGCAAUAUCGCUGGUUCUUUGUGCUGGCUCGCUACUUCAACUACAAGUCCAAGGCGCUGUCCAUUGCCGCCAAGGUCGUCUUCAACCAGCUCACCUUUGCCGUCGCGUUCCCAACGUACUUUUUCGGCAUGCAGGCCCUGCUGUCCGGCGAGAGCCUCGCGGGCACCAUCCAGCGCCUGCAGGACACCGUUCCGCGCAGCUGGCAAAACUCGUGGAAGGUCUGGCCCGCCGCCAUGACGUUCAACCUCGCGCUCGUUCCGCUCGAGUACCGCGCGCUGUUCAGCGGCAUCAUCGCCAUUGGCUGGCAGACCUACCUGAGCUGGAUGAACCGCCAGGCCGAGCUCAAAGAGGCAGCAGAAUACGAGAACGUUCAAGAAAAGGAGAUUCAAGUGGCACCGGUUGCAGCUGCCAUGACAGCCUAG